This is a messenger RNA of Serpula lacrymans var. lacrymans S7.9, 765 nucleotides long. RefSeq lists its product as uncharacterized. Bases 1 to 765 code for a protein of 254 amino acids. The transcript has a single exon. The record is from RefSeq and is a predicted model, not a curated record. Lineage: Eukaryota; Fungi; Basidiomycota; Agaricomycetes; Boletales; Serpulaceae.
AUGAGGUCGGACGUGUACCGACUCACAAGUAGCACCGUCGUAAAAAAAGGAAAAGCGGAUCGGCUUCGCCUCGAGGCGGAGGCAUCUCGCUUUGUCGCGUUGCACACCUCCAUACCGGUCCCAGCCAUCUACGACUUCUGGGAAGAGGGUGACGGAAAUGCUUAUCUCGUCAUGGAGUACAAGGAGGGCGAGAUUCUACAACGUAAAUGGCGACAGCUGUCCCCUGAUCAGAAAAUGACUGUCAUGCGCACGUUGCGACGGUUUGUUGAAGAGCUGCGUGUCAUCCCUCAGCCUGCGCCACGUGGAUGGAUUGGGUCCGUCUCCAAAGGCGCGUUAUACGACUACCGUAUCUCGAGUCAAUCCGCGCAUGGGCCAUUCCAAAAUGAGGAUGCAUAUAACGACUGGCGUAUUUCGACGUUUUCUUGGUUUGGAACCGAACACUCACCUACUGGCGUGCGUUUACAGCAAUUACGCGAGGAGAUGCCAAAUGACCACAGGAUUACCUUCACCCAUGCGGAUAUUACGCGACGCAACAUUCUUGUUUCUGUCACUGGGGAGGGUGCCGAUGACGUGACUAUCACUGCCCUUUUGGACUGGGAGCAAGCAGGUUGGCGUCCCGAAUUUUGGGAAGCUGCAAAGUUUAUGUUUGGCGUGGACCCGACGAAUGAUUGGAUUGUUCUAGGAAGACAGGAGGUGGUACCUGGUUACGACUUGGAAUUGGCACGAGAAGACGAGCUUCUGUUCAUAUCCGGACCUCCACAAUGA